This is a messenger RNA of Salvelinus fontinalis (brook trout), 1256 nucleotides long. It is a transcript of the gene bida, whose product is annotated as BH3 interacting domain death agonist. The transcript is spliced from 4 exons. The coding region runs from base 232 to 825 and encodes 197 amino acids. Lineage: Eukaryota; Metazoa; Chordata; Actinopteri; Salmoniformes; Salmonidae. Gene Ontology annotation, biological process: apoptotic mitochondrial changes; positive regulation of intrinsic apoptotic signaling pathway; positive regulation of release of cytochrome c from mitochondria. Gene Ontology annotation, cellular component: cytoplasm; cytosol; mitochondrion. The record is from RefSeq and is a predicted model, not a curated record.
CAGCCCAAUGUAGCCACAUGUCGUAAUACCAGUCGGUGGCGGGGGAAAUGUCCCAAACCCCCAAUUUGCCCAAACUGAUGGGGUGCGUGCGUGUGUGUUGUCUGGAAAGCAAGGAUAACAGCUCCGACUCGGCGGUGUCAAUCAGCGUGUGUUGCUCGCAAUUUCAAGCUGUAAUAAGCAAGCUAAACUUUACCAGCCAAUAUAUUUACUGUUUUUAGACGCAGAACAGCGAUGGACUGUGGGGAUGUUCAGUGCACUCCCCUGGUCUUUCUGACUUUCCUUCAGCAGCAGAGCUGCAGCAGUGCGGAGCUCCGGAUAGAGCUGGACUCUUUGGCUCGGGAACUGAAGCUAACCCAGGACAUAAACGGCAAUAGUCUGGGUCUUAACAACCACGAGGAGGGCGAGCUUCAGACAGAUGGACACUUCUGCAGCAGCAGUAGGAUCUUACUGGAGGGGCUUGAGCCUCAGGCUGCGUUGGCAUGGCCCGAUAACCCUGCCGAUGAAGAAGCCCUCAGAGGUGUUGCUGCAGGGCUGAUUGAAAUAGCUGAUCAGUUUGAGCGUAGUGUGAUGGCCCAGGCUGCUGAGAAUCUGACCAAAAAACUGCAGAAGUAUUCCAUUGGGCUGUGGAAGCACCACCUAGCCCUGGAAGUGGAAUGGGUGAAGAAGCAGGGCCUGGGCCCCGUGCUGGACUAUCUACCACAGGAGAAGGUGAUCAUGGCCCUCACUCUGACCCUGGUGAAGGGGGUGUGUGAGCACGCCCCCCUGCUGCUCCGUAAUCUGUUCAGCACAGCAGUUCAGUUCAUAAACCCUACCGUGGCCAGGUGACUUCAAAACAGACCCCAAACUCUACGGACUCCCCACUCAGGACGUACACUGAGCCUGAUGCUUGAUUACCAAUCAGUAGUGAGUGGGACAUUUAGUUCAGGGGCACAUUCAUUUUCUUAUACAUUUACGGAGCAGCUUGUUAACUUCCAAUCAUUUUUGUGAAAAGAUAUGAAAGUGUUUGCCGCUGGAUUUGGAAACCUCAGUGCUUUAUUUGACCAGUUCUGAUACUGAAAGGGGUGGAGAAGUGUCAUGCAUCGUCUGCUGUUUUCACUUCCACAUUGUGCUUAAAUGAUUUCUGUAACAAUACAUGGCUUCCUCAAAAGGGAUAAAUCCCCUUUUGUUUUUGUUAAAUGCCUUUUGGUUUGUUUUAUGCAUAGAGAUUCAUUUAAAAUAAACUUAAGAAUAAUAAAAUGUAAGGGAGAACCAUUUUA